Molecule: messenger RNA, 4256 nt
Organism: Rattus rattus (black rat)
Lineage: Eukaryota; Metazoa; Chordata; Mammalia; Rodentia; Muridae
Gene: Dgkd
Product: diacylglycerol kinase delta
Exons: 30
Coding region: 17-3679 (1220 amino acids)
Biological process (GO): diacylglycerol metabolic process; lipid phosphorylation; intracellular signal transduction
Molecular function (GO): ATP-dependent diacylglycerol kinase activity; protein homodimerization activity; protein heterodimerization activity
Source: RefSeq, a predicted model, not a curated record
GCGCUGGCCGGGCAGCAUGGCGGCGGCGGCGGGCGCCCCUCCGCCGGGUCCGCCUCAGCCACCUCCGCCGCCGCCGCCUGAGGAGUCGUCCGACAGCGAACCCGAGGCUGAGCCGGGCUCCCCGCAGAAGCUUAUUCGUAAGGUGUCCACGUCGGGCCAGAUCCGGCAGAAGACCAUCCUCAAAGAGGGCAUGCUGACCAAACAGAACAACUCGUUCCAGCGAUCGAAGAGGAGGUACUUUAAGCUUCGAGGGCGAACACUCUACUAUGCUAAAACAGCAAAGUCGAUUAUAUUUGAUGAGGUAGACCUGACUGAUGCCAGCGUGGCAGAGUCCAGCACCAAAAAUGUCAACAACAGUUUCACGGUCAUCACUCCUUGUAGGAAGCUCAUCUUGUGUGCUGACAACAGGAAAGAAAUGGAAGAUUGGAUUGCAGCACUCAAGACUGUCCAGAACAAAGAGCAUUUUGAGCCUACCCAGUACAGCAUGGACCAUUUCUCAGGGACGCAUAACUGGUACGCUUGUUCCCACGCACGGCCAACCUACUGCAACGUGUGUCGGGAAGUUUUGUCUGGGGUCACAUCCCAUGGGCUAUCCUGUGAAGUGUGUAAGUUUAAGGCUCACAAACGGUGUGCUGUGCGUGCAACCAGUAACUGCAAGUGGACCACAUUGGCCUCGAUUGGAAAGGAUAUCAUUGAGGACGAGGAUGGGAUCGCCAUGCCUCACCAGUGGCUGGAAGGAAACCUGCCUGUGAGUGCCAAGUGUAUUGUUUGUGACAAGACAUGUGGCAGCGUAUUGCGCCUGCAGGACUGGCGCUGCCUCUGGUGCAAGGCCAUGGUUCACACAUCUUGUAAAGAGUCCUUGGUGAUGAAGUGUCCACUUGGCCUAUGCAAGGUGUCUGUCAUCCCUCCCACAGCACUCAACAGUAUUGACUCCGAUGGGUUCUGGAAGGCCACCUGUCCCCCAUCUUGCACAAGCCCCCUGCUGGUCUUUGUCAAUUCAAAAAGUGGAGACAAUCAAGGUGUGAAGUUUCUCAGAAGAUUCAAGCAGCUGCUGAACCCUGCCCAGGUUUUUGACCUCAUGAAUGGAGGACCACACCUUGGCUUACGAUUAUUUCAGAAGUUUGACACCUUCCGGAUUCUGGUUUGUGGCGGGGAUGGCAGUGUUGGCUGGGUCCUCUCUGAAAUUGACAGCCUCAACCUUCACAAACAGUGUCAGCUAGGUGUGCUGCCCCUGGGGACAGGGAAUGACCUGGCCCGCGUUCUCGGCUGGGGCUCUGCCUGUGAUGACGAUACACAGCUCCCUCAGAUCUUGGCAAAGCUGGAGAGGGCCAGCACUAAGAUGCUGGACAGGUGGAGUGUCAUGGCAUAUGAGACCAAGCUCCCUCGGCAAGCCUCCUCCUCCACGGUCACUGAGGACUUCAGUGAGGACUCAGAGGUGCAGCAAAUUCUCUUCUAUGAAGACUCAGUUGCAGCCCAUCUUUCUAAAAUCUUGACUUCGGACCAACAUUCUGUGGUGAUCUCAUCAGCCAAAGUGCUCUGUGAGACAGUGAAGGACUUUGUGGCUCGAGUGGGCAAGGCUUAUGAGAAGACGACAGAGAGCUCACAGGAGUCAGAAGUCAUGGCCAAGAAGUGCUCUGUCUUGAAAGAGAAACUGGACUCUCUCCUUAAGACCUUGGAUGAUGAAUCUCAGGCUUCAUCCUCUUUGUCCAACCCACCUCCUACCAUUGCUGAGGAGGCUGAGGACGGGGAUGGAUCAGGCAACAUCUGUAGUUCCACUGGGGACCAUUUGGUGGGCUCAGCGUGUCCCUCCAGGCCACAGAUCUUCCGACCCAGGGAGCAGCUAAUGCUGAGAGCCAACAGCCUGAAGAAAGCAAUUCGCCAGAUUAUAGAGCACACAGAAAAAGCGGUGGAUGAGCAGAAUGCCCAGACCCAGGAGCAGCAGGGUUUUGUCCUUGGCCUAUCUGAAUCUGAGAAGAAGGACUUGAAAACUGACAAUAGGGUGUGCACAUCAUCUGCCCAUAGUGAGAGCUGUGUGGUAGCCAAGGGGAGGAGUCACCGCAAAGCAUCCAGGACCCCUUGUGAAAAGCUGAUGAGCAAAGGUCUGUCACUUGGCAGCUCUGCUUCACUCCCUCCCAAUACAGGAAGCCGGGACAGCCUGCCUGCUCUGAACACCAAGAUCCUAUAUCCAAGUGUUCGGGCAGGGAUGUCUGGUUCCCUGCCAGGGGGCUCAGUCAUCAGCCGCUUGUUAAUUAAUGCUGAUCCCUUUAAUGCUGAACCUGAAAACCUAGAGUACUACACAGAGAAGUGUGUCAUGAACAACUAUUUUGGCAUUGGCUUGGACGCAAAGAUAUCUCUGGACUUUAACAACAAGCGUGAUGAACACCCAGAGAAAUGCAGGAGUCGGACUAAGAACAUGAUGUGGUACGGUGUCCUUGGGACCAAAGAGCUGCUUCACAGAACCUACAGGAACCUGGAACAAAAGGUCCUGCUGGAGUGUGAUGGGCGCCCGAUUCCCCUCCCAAGUCUUCAGGGAAUUGCUGUCCUCAACAUUCCCAGCUAUGCUGGAGGGACCAACUUCUGGGGGGGCACCAAGGAAGAUGAUACUUUUGCAGCUCCAUCAUUCGAUGAUAAGAUUCUGGAGGUGGUCGCUGUGUUCGGCAGCAUGCAGAUGGCUGUGUCUCGUGUAAUUAAGCUACAACAUCAUCGAAUUGCCCAGUGUCGCACAGUGAAGAUCUCCAUCCUGGGGGAUGAGGGCGUGCCUGUGCAGGUGGAUGGGGAAGCCUGGAUCCAGCCACCUGGGUACAUUCGGAUUGUGCACAAGAACAGGGCACAGACUCUGACCAGAGACAGGGCCUUUGAGAACACCCUCAAGUCUUGGGAAGACAAACAGAAGUGUGAGCUGCCCCGCCCACCAUCCUUUUCCCUGCACCCUGAGAUCCUGUCUGAGGAGGAAGCGACCCAGAUGGAUCAGUUUGGGCAGGCAGCGGGGAGCCUCAUUCACAGCAUUCGGGAAAUAGCACAGUCCCACAGAGACAUGGAACAGGAACUCGCACAUGCUGUCAACGCCAGCUCCAAAGCCAUGGAGCGAGUGUACGGCAAGCCCAGAGCUGCAGAGGGGUUGAACUGCAGCUUUGUUCUGGAGAUGGUGAACAACAUCAGAGCACUGCGCAGUGAGACAGAGCUGCUGCUGGCUGGGAAGAUGGCCCUGCAGUUGGAUCCCCCUCAGAAGGAACGGCUUGGGGCUGCCCUAGUUGAGAUGGACCGGCAGCUCAGGAAGCUGACAGACACUCCCUGGCUUUGCCAGCCCAUGGAGCCUGGUGAGGAAGAGUCUCUCCAACAGAAUGUGAUGCUGGAUCUUACUAAACGCAGCCGCAGUGGUAAAUUCCGCCUUGUGACCAAGUUUAAAAAGGAGAAAAACAAUAAGAACAAAGAAGUUCACAGUUACCUAGGAGCCCCUGUUCACCUCUGGGGGACAGAGGAGGUUGCUGCCUGGCUGGAGCACCUCAGUCUCUGUGAGUAUAAGGACAUCUUCACGCGGCACGACAUCCGGGGCUCUGAGCUCCUGCACCUGGAGCGGAGGGACCUCAAGGACCUUGGUGUGACCAAAGUGGGCCAUAUGAAGAGGAUCCUCUGUGGGAUCAAGGAGCUGAGCCGGAGCUCCCCUGCCGCCGAGGCCUAGCCUCUGCGUUCUCUGCCUGCAUCCUCCGCUCCUCCCGAGACUGAGGCCCAGGGAGGAAGGACACUGCCAGCACUCAGCCCCUGGCCUUUCUCAUGGUGCUAUUCCUUUUGUUAGUGACAGGAAGUCUGACGCCCGUUGGUAACAGCUUUGGAGUCUUGAACAUACCAACACAGCUACCUUUGAGAAUACUUUUCCUAGCUGCAGUCAUUUGGGGCAGACUGUGUCAGGUCCACUUGUGGCUCUCGCUAACCUGCCUGUGGGCCACAGAGAAUGUGGUGAAUGAAGCCUGACCACCCCAGCACAUGGCAUCCCUGCAGAACCUUCUUACCUGUGGCACAUGCUUGGAGUGUGCUGUGCACUCUCCUUUUCUGUGUCCUUUACUGGGUAGUAACAUCUUCUGCCUCUAUUGGCUCUCAGAAGCAGAGUUGGGUCUGGCCUCAGUGGCCCUCACCAGAAUGUUCUCUGUGCCUGCUACUCACUCUGUGGUUCUUUACAGCAGCCUUUCAAAGGCCGCCCACUGCUGUUGCCCCUUUGUUCACAAGGUUUCAUUGUUUUAAAAAACAAGCUUAUUUACUUU